GAGUUGCGUGACGAAGGAGGCGCGUGACGGAGGAGCGGUUGGCGAUGCUACGGCGGCAGUCGGUGUAAACAAGUCCUCGCGUCGCCGCGUCCUGCGACCAUUCCUGGCUGGUGGGUAGUCUAGCACGGAGCAGUAACCGCCCGCUUUAGCUGGAGGUACUUCCCGGCUUCUUCCUUGCCUCCUUUGGCGUACACACCCCCGGUACCCCACGUGGGCGUGGGGCACGGAAGGAGGGAGUGGUAGGCCGAAUUCUAACCUUAUUGGCUGUCACUGCUGCCGGCUUUCGCAAGAAAGCGCUCUGAUUGGUCGAUAAGGGGGGCGUCGGGGGGUCUCUGAGUCCUAAGGCUUCUGAUUGGUUAGAUGAAAUAAGCUAGCGAGGCGCUUUCUUCCGCGAGGGGUUUUGAUUGGUGGCCCUGAGAGGUUACCUGGGACUCCACCUCCUCCAGGGACUUUGAUAGGAUUGGGGAAGGUUUGUGUUCCUGAAGCCUUGGGAAUUGUCACAGGCUUAAAGAGAGGGGAUCUCAGUCCCUAGGAGGGAUCGCUCUCCUAGAGAUAGCUACUGCUCCAUCUCAGGAGAUCUAGUAUUUGUAGAGCAGGCUUUGCUUUCAUUGAAGCCAAGGAGUUGACAGGAAGAGCCCCUGAACAGGUCCUAAGGAUGCUGUGAACAGAAGAUGGGAUCACGGAACAGCAGCAGCGCUGGAUCGGGGUCUGGAGACCCCUCUGAGGGCUUGCCCAGAAGAGGGACUGGCCUGCGACGGAGUGAGGAAGACGAAGAGGAGGAUGAAGAUGUGGAUCUGGCCCAGGUACUGGCCUAUCUCCUCCGCAGAGGCCAAGUAAGGUUGGUGCAGGGCGGAGGUGCAGCAAAUUUACAACUCAUCCAGACCCUCUCUGACUCGGAGGAAGAGCAUGACAGCGCCUGGGAUGGUCGUCUAGGAGACCGAUACAACCCACCUGUGGAUGCAACCCCUGACACUCGGGAGCUGGAACGCAAUGAGAUCAAGACACAAGUGGAAUUGGCCACAGGGCGGCUGGGCCUUAGGCGGGUAGCCCAGGAGCACAGCUUUCCUCGAAUGCUGCACCAGAGAGAACGGGGCCUCUGCCACCGGGGAAGCUUCUCCCUUGGAGAACAGUCUCGAGUGAUGUCUCACUUCUUGCCCAAUGAUCUGGGCUUCACUGAUACCUACUCUCAGAAGGCUUUCUGUGGCAUCUACAGCAAAGAUGGUCAGAUCUUCAUGUCUGCUUGCCAAGACCAGACAAUCCGACUGUAUGACUGCCAGUAUGGCCGCUUCCGUAAAUUCAAGAGCAUCAAGGCCCGGGAUGUAGGCUGGAGUGUCCUGGAUGUGGCCUUCACCCCUGAUGGGAACCACUUCCUAUACUCCAGCUGGUCUGAUUACAUUCAUAUCUGCAACAUCUACGGGGAGGGAGACACACACACUGCCCUGGAUCUAAGACCAGAUGAGCGUCGCUUUGCGGUCUUCUCCAUUGCUGUCUCCUCAGAUGGACGAGAAGUGCUAGGAGGGGCCAAUGAUGGCUGCCUGUAUGUCUUUGACCGAGAACAGAACCGGCGCACCCUUCAGAUUGAGUCCCAUGAAGAUGAUGUGAAUGCAGUGGCCUUUGCUGACAUAAGUUCUCAAAUCCUGUUCUCCGGGGGAGACGAUGCUAUUUGCAAAGUGUGGGAUCGACGUACUAUGCGGGAGGAUGACCCCAAACCUGUGGGUGCUCUGGCUGGACAUCAGGAUGGCAUCACCUUCAUUGACAGCAAGGGCGAUGCCCGGUAUCUCAUCUCCAACUCCAAAGACCAGACCAUCAAGCUCUGGGACAUCCGGCGCUUUUCCAGCCGAGAAGGCAUGGAAGCCUCACGCCAAGCUGCCACACAGCAAAACUGGGACUACCGCUGGCAGCAGGUGCCCAAAAAAGCCUGGCGAAAGCUGAAGCUCCCAGGAGAUAGUUCCUUGAUGACCUACCGGGGCCACGGGGUGCUGCAUACCCUCAUCCGCUGCCGAUUCUCCCCCACCCACAGCACCGGGCAGCAGUUCAUCUACAGCGGCUGCUCCACUGGCAAAGUGAUUGUGUACGACCUUCUCAGUGGCCACAUUGUGAAGAAGCUGACCAACCACAAGGCCUGUGUGCGUGACGUCAGUUGGCACCCCUUUGAGGAGAAGAUUGUCAGCAGUUCGUGGGACGGGAACCUGCGUCUGUGGCAGUACCGCCAGGCUGAGUACUUCCAGGAUGACAUGCCAGAGUCGGAGGAAGGCCCUAGUGCCCCUGCCCCAGCGCCCCACCCCUCUAUGGCCUUUUCCUCUCCCCAGUAGAUCUGACCUCCAGCCCCAUAUAGGGGUAAGCCUCUUGACAAACUCUCCACCUCCUCCUCCUUUCUCCCUUCUGGGGAUGGUUUGGAGGAAUUGCUGGCAUUGGACUGCGAGUAACAGAAGCCCAGGCUUCUGCAUCCCACCUGAGCCCUGGAGGAUCUUCCCCUUGGGGCAGAGUGGUCUCUUCAUGCUCACACACCCAGUUAGUUUGGGUCUUUAUCUGGCCAGGGCCUGGCAGGACUGCCAUUAUCUGGGAUGUGGCCUCUGCCACCAGGAGAAUUGUCCAGAGUAUUUUUUUAAUCAUGUUUGGAUGUUAGGUGUUGGCUCCUAGAGUAGUAUACCUGAGGCCAGGUCUUAACUGACCAGUCAGUGCCUCUUCACCCCUGCCAGGCUCUUUGCCCAAGUCUUCAAGUUGAGGAUUAAAUUGGCCUGUCAGAGGGCUGGACAUCCUGGCCUUUGUUCCUGGGGUCUUGAUGGCUAGAGCUGUAGACCUUGAGUAAGGGUGGGAUGGGUAAGGGUGUUCCCUGUGGUGGGAAACCCAUAUGAAUGAAGCCCAUAUGUCUUCUCUAAUAUGUCAGGGUCUUUGGGGUAGGAGAGGCUAUGGCAUGAGGGGCAAGAGCUUCCAAAAGCUCCAUGUGGCCCCACACAGUGCAGGCUCUCCUGACCCAGUGUGUCCAUCAUGCUGGAGGCCAGCAUCUUUAAGGAGGAAGGUUGAAGUAGGACUCAUUUGUCCUCACUGGCUUUGGCUCCCUCAAUAAACUUCUUGUGGGAACCUG
This is a messenger RNA of Orycteropus afer afer, 3085 nucleotides long. Lineage: Eukaryota; Metazoa; Chordata; Mammalia; Tubulidentata; Orycteropodidae. The record is from RefSeq and is a predicted model, not a curated record.